Molecule: messenger RNA, 742 nt
Organism: Pteropus alecto (black flying fox)
Lineage: Eukaryota; Metazoa; Chordata; Mammalia; Chiroptera; Pteropodidae
Gene: PARK7
Product: Parkinsonism associated deglycase
Exons: 8
Coding region: 152-742 (196 amino acids)
Biological process (GO): protein deglycation, glyoxal removal; guanine deglycation, glyoxal removal
Cellular component (GO): cytosol; nucleus
Molecular function (GO): protein deglycase activity
Source: RefSeq, a predicted model, not a curated record
CGAAGUGGAUUCGGCCGGAAGUGACGUACAGGACGCGAGCGGCGCGCGUCUGCGCAGUGAGGGGAGGUGAGAAACCCGGCGGCGUGCGCCUGCGCAGUGCGGACCUGAGGGCGUUCGUGUGUGCACGGACUUUAAAAAAUACAACUUAAAAAUGGCUUCAAAGAGAGCUCUGGUCAUCCUGGCUAAAGGAGCAGAGGAGAUGGAGACGGUCAUUCCUGUAGAUGUCAUGAGACGAGCUGGAAUCAAGGUCACCAUCGCUGGUUUGGCUGGAAAAGACCCCGUACAGUGUAGCCGAGAUGUCGUCAUUUGUCCUGACACCAGUCUGGAAGAUGCAAAAAAAGAGGGACCUUAUGACGUCGUAAUUCUGCCAGGAGGUAAUCUGGGCGCCCAGAAUUUAUCGGAGUCUGCUGCCGUGAAGGAGAUACUGAAGGAGCAGGAGAAGAGGAAGGGCCUCAUAGCCGCCAUCUGUGCAGGUCCUACGGCUCUGUUGGCUCAUGAAAUAGGUUUUGGAAGCAAAGUUACAACACACCCACUUGCUAAAGAUAAAAUGAUGAAUGGAAGUCAUUACAGCUACUCGGAGAGUCGCGUGGAGCGGGAUGGCCUGAUCCUCACGAGCCGGGGGCCUGGUACCAGCUUCGAGUUCGCUCUUGCCAUAGUCGAGGCGCUGAGCGGCCCCGCACCUGUCCUCGUCCGGCAUCACGUCGUGUCCAUUAAGACCCUGUGUAGUAGACCCAUCAUCUAG